This is a messenger RNA of Cuscuta epithymum, 1874 nucleotides long. The record is from the annotation of a GenBank genome assembly. Lineage: Eukaryota; Viridiplantae; Streptophyta; Magnoliopsida; Solanales; Convolvulaceae.
CUCGAAUAAGGGGAAGGGGACAAGAUGUGUUCUUGUGGCGGCAGCGGCAUCGGCAUUGGCAUCCUCAUUAGGUUUCGUUUAGAGCGGCCAUAAAAUCAUUCGCCGCCUUCCGGUGAUAAGAUGAGAUUUUUUCAGGACCAGCCCUGAAGAUGAUGACAACUGCAUGCGAAAGCCGGAAGAAGCAAACCCGAGAAGAAGACGCUCCAGAAGGAAUCCACAAUUUGACAGAUGAUUUGCUGACGGAAAUACUCCUGAGAUUAAGCAGAAGGCAAGCUCUUCAGUACCGACUGGUUUGCAAGGGCUGGUAUUCAAUCAUCUCUUCUCCGCGCUUCACCCGCCUUAGCAAUCUAAGGCUUGGAUUUCCGAUCAACUUGGUCUUCCAAACCCCUGGUAAUUUGCCGAUUCCUAAAACAUCCGCACUCCGCUCAAUCUUAUUGCGCAGCGCCUACCGCGUGAAUCGUGAAUUCGGAUUUGACUUUCUCCCUGAUCCGAAUGUUCGAUUGGUAGGUUCAUCUGCGAAUUUCAUGCUCUGUGCUCGCAGGAUUCCUGGUGGCUGGUGCCCAUUAUUAUGUCUGCAAUCCUGUAAAGGAACAAUGGAUUUCUCUCCCUCCUGCUCCACCCGUCCCACGGUGUGUUUUCUGUGCCGCAGGCCUUCUGAAUGCAGAAGCAAUCAAGCAGCAGAAGGCGUCAAGGGUUCUUCUCACACCAAGUUCAUGGUGCUGAGGUUCCUCACCCCCAAGUCUAAUCAUUCCGGCUCAACUCAUUUUAAAGCCUUGGUCCUUUCCUCAGAGGAUCUGGAAUGGAGGGCAUUGGAUGUUUCAAGACCUCCCACAGUGAGAUACUACUCUUGCAAGACCCCUCUUGUUGCAUAUCGAGGCGCUCUGCAUAAGCUAUACAAUGAAAUCAUAAUGGUGUAUGAUCCCUUUAACAGUCCUCACGCGAUCUCUCGCAUCAUCCAUCUGCCUUUCCUCCUCCCUCACGGCUUCAGCAUUGGUUUAACUUGUUGCUUUGGAGUGUUCAGGGGGCGUCUGCGUAUAGCUAGAGUUUGUUCCGAGAGCCAUGGCGUUUCAGGAGUAGAUCCCGCUAUCGAAAUUUGGGAACUCGGGGACUAUAACUCAGGGCUAUGGAAUUUGGUUCAAAAGGUUCACCUUAAAGGGCUGUCUGUUGGAACUUUCCCUCUUGUAAAAGGAAAUAAGGUCAAGCCUUGGUUGAGAGUAUUGUAUUUUCAUCCCUUAAUGGAUCAUGUGCUUUAUUUGGGGAUGCAAACAAGAGGGCUAGAAACUCAUGUCAUCCACUUUGACAUUAAAACCAGAAAGCUGCGGCGCCUAAUGAAGAAUAUAUGUAGCAUUCUGCCUUCACUCCGGUGGACUAAAAUCUUUCGCUAUUCUUCGUAGCAAGCUCUUUUUCUUUUUUAUUAUAACUAGGGUAGAAAGAAUAUAAGUUAUUUAGGGGUGUUUGGAUCUGAUUCUUAAAACUGCUUCUGCUUCUUCAAGGACUAGAAUCAGAAGCUGGAAUGUUUGGGUGAAAGUGCAGAAGUGAUUCUAGUGCUCUAAUUUACUCCCAGAAUCAGUUUUUUUAGAAGCUGGGGGAGACCAGCUUCUGAAAACUGAUUCUGCUUCUGCUUUAAAAAAGAAGUAGAAGCAGAAUCAGUUCCAAACACCCCUUAUAUAGCUAUACUUCAUACGAAGUACUAUAUAAAAUAGCUAUUGAAUUGUUUUUUUAAAUCUCCCUCACUAUUUUUCAUACUUUUUCGACACUAUCAUUACCUCUAUUUAUUUUGAAUAUGACUUAUGAAACAGAUGUUCUGAAACAUCAUUGGGGAUUCUGGGUUCUUUUGAUUUGUAAUGGAAUACAAAUGAAGUGUAGAAAAUAUU